Trichechus manatus latirostris (Florida manatee) is the source of this 3751-nucleotide messenger RNA. RefSeq names its product epithelial splicing regulatory protein 1 (gene ESRP1). The transcript has 16 exons. Lineage: Eukaryota; Metazoa; Chordata; Mammalia; Sirenia; Trichechidae. The record is from RefSeq and is a predicted model, not a curated record. Bases 177 to 2210 code for a protein of 677 amino acids. Gene Ontology annotation, molecular function: mRNA binding.
GCCAGGUGUGGGCUUGGGUGGCUGGUUACCGCCUUUUGCACCGGCAGCGGCGAGUGGGGGGGGUGGGCGCGCUUUCUUUUUUCUUAGAAGAGGUUUUAGCACAGGUUUUCUCGUUUUCACUUCCACCCCACUUCACCGCCUCCCGACCCCCCUUCUCCCCCUCCCCACCUAUCGUCAUGACGGCGUCUCCGGAUUACUUGGUGGUGCUUUUUGGGAUCACUGCUGGGGCGACCGGGGCCAAGCUGGGCUCGGAUGAGAAGGAGCUGAUCCUGCUGGUAUGGAAAGUGGUGGAUCUGGCCAACAAGAAGGUCGGACAGUUACACGAAGUACUAGUUAGACCGGAUCAGUUGGAACUGACGGAGGACUGCAAAGAAGAAACCAAGAUCGACGCCGAAACCCUGUCCUCAGCGCCUCAGCUGGACCAAGCGCUCCGACAGUUUAACCAGUCAGUGAGCAAUGAAUUGAAUAUUGGGGUAGGGACUUCCUUCUGUCUCUGUACCGAUGGGCAGCUUCAUGUCAGGCAAAUCCUGCAUCCUGAGGCUUCCAAGAAGAAUGUAUUAUUGCCUGAAUGCUUCUAUUCCUUUUUUGACCUUCGAAAAGAAUUCAAAAAGUGUUGCCCUGGUUCCCCUGAUAUGGACAAACUGGAUAUUGCAGCAAUGACAGAGUGUUUGAAUACUGAGAAAAAUAGUUCAGUCUCCCGAUAUGGAGCCUCUCAAGUUGAAGAUAUGGGGAAUAUAAUUUUAGCGAUGAUUUCAGAGCCUUAUAAUCACAAAUUUUCAGAUCCAGAGAGAGUAAAUUACAAAUUUGAAAGUGGCACUUGCAGCAAGAUGGAACUUAUCGAUGAUAACACUGUAGUCAGGGCACGAGGUUUACCAUGGCAGUCUUCGGAUCAAGAUAUUGCAAGAUUCUUCAAAGGACUCAACAUUGCCAAGGGAGGUGCUGCACUUUGUCUGAAUGCUCAGGGUCGGAGGAAUGGAGAAGCUCUGGUUAGGUUUGUAAGUGAGGAACACAGAGACCUAGCACUACAGAGGCACAAACAUCACAUGGGGACCCGGUACAUUGAGGUUUACAAAGCAACAGGUGAAGAUUUUCUUAAAAUUGCUGGUGGUACAUCCAAUGAGGUAGCCCAGUUUCUCUCCAAGGAAAAUCAAGUCAUUGUCCGAAUGCGGGGGCUCCCUUUCACGGCCACAGCUGAAGAAGUGGUGGCCUUCUUUGGACAGCAUUGCCCCAUCACUGGGGGCAAAGAAGGCAUUCUCUUUGUAACCUACCCAGAUGGUAGGCCAACAGGGGAUGCUUUUGUCCUAUUUGCUUGUGAGGAAUAUGCACAGAAUGCAUUGAGGAAGCAUAAGGACUUGUUGGGUAAAAGAUACAUUGAACUCUUCAGGAGCACAGCAGCUGAAGUUCAGCAGGUGCUGAAUCGAUUCUCCUCAGCCCCUCUUAUUCCACUUCCAACCCCUCCCAUUAUUCCACUACUACCUCAGCAAUUUGUGCCUCCUACAAAUGUUAGAGACUGUAUACGCCUUCGAGGUCUUCCCUAUGCGGCUACAAUUGAGGACAUCCUGGACUUCCUGGGGGAAUUCUCCACAGAUAUUCGAACUCACGGGGUUCACAUGGUAUUGAAUCACCAGGGCCGCCCAUCAGGAGAUGCCUUUAUCCAGAUGAAGUCUGCGGACAGAGCAUUUAUGGCUGCACAGAAGUGUCAUAAAAAAACCAUGAAGGACAGAUAUGUUGAAGUCUUUCAGUGUUCAGCUGAGGAGAUGAACUUUGUGUUAAUGGGGGGCACUUUAAAUCGAAAUGGCUUAUCCCCACCGCCAUGCUUGUCUCCUCCCUCCUACACAUUUCCAGCUCCGACAGCAGUUAUUCCAACUGAAGCUGCCAUUUAUCAGCCUUCUGUGAUUUUGAAUCCACGAGCACUGCAGCCCUCCACGGCAUACUAUCCAGCGGGCACUCAGCUCUUCAUGAACUACACAGCAUACUAUCCCAGCCCCCCAGGUUCGCCUAAUAGUCUUGGCUACUUCCCUACAGCUGCUAAUCUUAGCGGUGUCCCUCCACAGCCUGGCACGGUGGUCAGAAUGCAGGGCCUGGCCUACAAUACUGGAGUUAAGGAAAUUCUUAACUUCUUCCAAGGUUACCAGUAUGCAACCGAGGAUGGACUUGUACACACAAGUGACCAGGCCAGGACUCUACCCAAAGAAUGGGUUUGUAUUUAAGGGCCCCAGCAGUUAGACCAUCCUCAGAAAAGAAGUGUUUGAAAGAUGUAUGGUGAUCCUGAUACCAUCAAGACACAAGAAAACUAGCAACUUCAGGGGAAGUUUGUCUACACUCAGGCUGCAGUAUUUUCAGCAAAAAUGAUUGGACAAGGGGGCCUGUGCCCUACCUUUUGAUGGAGUGAAAAAUUUGAGCCAAUGAAGCCAAAUCCUUUUAGGAAGCAGCAUACCUGGCUCCUUGCUGAUUGCAAAUAGGCAUUUAAAAUGUGAAUUUGAAAUCAGAUGGCUCCAUUACUUCCAGCUAAAGUGUCGUCAUAGGUGUUUCCUAAGUUUUAGGUAUUUUGAAAAAAAAAAAAAAAACUCCACUAGAGCCUGCCAAGCUCCAUCAUGAACUGUCAAGGAAGGUUUAUUUUUGUGUAUUCUCACUCUUUUCUCUCCAUCAUCUUGUCUUCUGCACAAUCAUGCCCCCUUGCUCAAUAAGUAAUUCAAGAAUAAGGUCUUGGAAUACUUAAAUCACAAAUUUAUGAAAAGAAAUAAAACUUUAAUAUUCUGUCUGUUGGCCAUCAUAAUGUCUUACAGUAAAAAACCAAUUAAAACCGCUUUUAAAACACCAUAGGAUUACUUAGAAGAAAUGGUGUACCCUACACAAAGCAUACAUAGUUAAAAGUUGGAUCUCUUUUUCAGCAGGUUACCAGUUGUAAGAAUGAACUAGGGGCCAAAAUGCAAAACCAAAAAUGAAGCAGCUACAUGUAGUUAGUAAUUUCUAGUUUGAACUGUAACUGAAUAUUGUGGCUUCAUAUAUAUUAUUUUAUUUUAUAUUGUACUUUUUUCAUUAUUGAUGGUUUGGACUUUAAUAAGAGAAAUUACAUAGUUUUUAAUGUCACAGAAAUGAGACUAUUCUAGAAGGCAAUAUACUAACUGAAGUGAAUGCUUGUAUAUAUUAAGAUAGCCUGAAACUUUUUCUCUAUUACCUUAACUGUCAAAUAAUUAAAACUUAAAAGCAUAGGAUUAUAGUCAGCAUGCUAGACUGAGAGGUAAACACUGAUGCAGUCUGUGAGCAGCUACUGAUGCUGUCAGUGUUCAGCACUAUGUGUUUAGGCUACAAAAGUGCAAUAUUAGACACCAGCUAGCUAGUACUGCUGCCUCAUGUGACUCCAAAGGGUAAAACAGGAUUUGAUUAACUAAGUGCACAUAUUUCUUUAAGUUACUCCACUGUCCUUUGCUUGGAUGCAAUGCCAUGCAGAUUUAUGUGGCCGCUAUUUUUAUUUAGUUUGCGUUCCUUUAACACCUUGAAUGGAGAGCCAAACAUUUCCCUCUUCAGCUGACCAGCAAUGGCCCUUUAACUUCAGUAAGGAAAAAAAGAAAAACAAAAAAAUUAUUUAAAAAAAUUUUUUUUGUGAAAACUGGCACUUAAGAUCAGAAAUUCUUUGUACUUGAUGCCUUAAACUGCUGUCUUCCCAAAGCUUUGAUAGUGAUACUACAAUACUACUGAGUUUUUGUAGAAUUCUUACAUUUGAUAAUAAAACUUGCCUGUUUAAUCUCAA